Messenger RNA from Herpailurus yagouaroundi (jaguarundi), 3210 nucleotides. It is a transcript of the gene THUMPD3, whose product is annotated as THUMP domain 3 tRNA guanosine methyltransferase. The record is from RefSeq and is a predicted model, not a curated record. Gene Ontology annotation, molecular function: tRNA (guanine) methyltransferase activity; RNA binding. Bases 481 to 1809 code for a protein of 442 amino acids. Gene Ontology annotation, biological process: tRNA methylation. NCBI's taxonomy places the organism in Eukaryota, Metazoa, Chordata, Mammalia, Carnivora, Felidae. The transcript has 9 exons.
UUAGCUGAAGUGUAGACUUUGGUGGUGAAGUGUAUAAGGAGAGAUUUUUCUUUUAAUUUGUGUGAAAGAAAUACUUGCUCAAAAGUAAUUAGGAAUCAUUGAAAUGGAGAAGUGAAGGUCAGCAAACUGCCAUUCCACUAGAAUAAAAGCUAACCAUUAUUUCAUAACCAUAUAAGCAUCAUGAGAGCAGGAAUUUUCUGAGUUUUUGUUUUGGCUGAAAUCUCCCACGCUCUUAGUGUCUGGCAUGUAGUAGAAAUCCAGUAAAUAUUUGUGGGAUGGAUGGGAAGCGGAUAUUUUCCACCCAGUAUCUUAGUACAUAACCUUAGCAGCUUUGAGAAGAUAGGUGCUAUUAUUAUCCUCAUUAAUCGUUAGGCUUAGGGAUAAGUAAUUGGCCCAGGGUCACUCAGUUAGUAAUCACAGCUGGAGCUCAAGCCCUGUGCUCUUAACCACUGCACAGGAUACAGUGUACCGUAGGGAGCCAUGAGAGAAAUAUACAGUAAAGCCCCACUUGACUGUCUUCAUCUUUCCUUUCUCCCCCAAACCUGUGUUUCCCAGGUUCAUUGUCUGAGAUCAGUUGAUAACUUAUUUGUGGUUGUUAAGGAGUUUAAAGAUUACCAGUUCAAAGAAACGAAGGAAGAAGUUUUAAAGGAUUUUGAAGAGUUGGCUGGGAAGCUUCCAUGGUCAGAACCUUUAAAAGUAUGGAAUGUUAACACCAGUUUCAAGAAAAAAAAAACAAAGCGCAAAAAGAUAAAUCAGAAUUCAAGUAAAGAGAAGAUUGAUAAUGGACAAGGAGAUAAAGCAGAUGAGAGGGAUGAUAAAAAAGGAUUCACCAACAAAACCUUAGAUUCCCGUAUCUUAGACUAUUACGAAAAUCCAGCCAUUAAAGAAGAGAUAUCAACAUUAGUAGGGGAUGAUUUGGCAUCUUGCAAAGAUGAGACUGAUGAAGGCUCAAAAGAAGAAACUCCUGAGGUGCUGAAGUUUAGAGUCACAUGCAACAGGGCAGGAGAAAAACACUGCUUUUCCUCAAAUGAGGCUGCAAGAGAUUUUGGGGGUGGUGUUCAAGAUUAUUUUAAGUGGAAGGCUGACAUGACCAACUUUGAUGUGGAGGUUCUUUUGAACAUCCAUGAUAAUGAAAUUGUUGUGGGCAUUGCAUUGACAGAAGAGAGUCUCCAUCGAAGAAAUAUCACACAUUUUGGACCUACAACUCUGAGAUCUACUCUUGCCUACGGGAUGCUCAGGCUCUGUGCUCCUCAACCUACUGAUAUAAUAGUUGAUCCGAUGUGUGGAACAGGGGCAAUACCAAUAGAGGGAGCUACUGAAUGGUCUAACUGUUACCAUAUUGCUGGUGAUAAUAAUCCGUUGGCUGUGAAUAGAGCGGCAAAUAACAUCUCAUCUUUAUUGACCAAGAGCCAAAUUAAAGAAGGCAAAGUGUCCUGGGGCUUGCCCAUAGAUGCUGUUCAGUGGGAUAUCUGCAAUCUGCCAUUGAGAACCGGUUCUGUGGACAUUAUUGUAACAGACAUGCCAUUUGGAAAAAGGAUGGGCUCCAAAAAGAGAAACUGGAACCUUUAUCCAGCUUGCCUACGGGAGAUGAGCCGCGUCUGUAGACCAGGGACAGGCCGAGCUGUGCUACUUACUCAGGACAAGAAAUGCUUUACCAAGGCAUUAUCCGGAAUGGGACAUGUUUGGCGGAAGGUGCAUACCGUUUGGGUGAACAUAGGGGGUCUUCAUGCAGCAGUUUAUCUUCUGAAACGUACACCUCAAGCUUUUGUUCAUCCUGUAGAACAAAAUGGGGAAAGAACUCCUUGGUGAUGCAAAGAAUAGAGAUGGUUUAUGGUAUUUGUGCCUCUUGACACUGGGAAUGUCAGCAUGUAGUAUUUGGUUUGAGAGAAAAAUAGCGUUAAUAAAAUUGCAGAUUAAAUUGGUCGAAAGCUCUUCACCUUAAUUAGCAAAAGGAAUUGAAAGUCUUAAGCAGAGCUUUGGAGCUUUUUUGAAGGAGUAGCUAGGCAAUUACUACUGAAAAUGCUUUCAAGAUCCAAAGGCUACUAAAAUGCUCCGGGAUUUGAGUUUCGAGUAUUUCUUUUCAGGCUUCAUAGCAGUUCCUAUUUUCCAUUGUAGCAGGUAAAAAGCUACCCUGGCUUAAUGGAAAAGAAAAGAACAUAAUCAGAACAUUUUGGGCCACACUGCAUUGUCUAUGCAGCUUUGCUCUUUAGUUUUUUGAGUUGGCUUUACCUCACCUUUAAAAAAAUGAAGCAUUUACAUUUUGUGAAAUAGUGUUGGCCCCAUGACAAGAUGAAAUCUCACAAGACCAACUGGAAAGUUUACCAUCUGCCUUACAAAUUAAAAUAUGCAUGUUAUUGAAAUCAAUACAUGAAAAUAGAGGACUAGGACUGAUUAAAGGAAUGGCAGAUAUUUUACUGUUAGCAGUAUAGGACAUUGCUGUUGUAAACAGCAAAUACACUGAUGGGACCAACAAGCCAAACUUAAUUUUUCUAUCAGCACAGAAAGUCACACAUUAACCUGCCAAAAGUAUUUUUGUUUUUAAAAUGACUGCAGACACACUGAUGUAUCUUUGAAUUAAAAACUUUAUGAGAAUUCUAUUUUCUCUUGGAUCUGUAUUCAUAUUUAGCUGUUUUUCCAGUUGCAGAAAACUGAGACAGUAGAAAAUAAAAAGAACAUUAAGUCCUUGUGACAGUGGUGCUUGCCUGGGACAAAGAGUGGUUGGGUACAUGUGGGAUUCUUUAUAGUAUUCAGAGUUUAUUUGGGAGUUUCUGGCUGCAUUCAGCCUAGAUUUUCAGUGUCCUGUUAGUAAUAUAUUAGUACUACUCAUUCCCUUCUUAAAUAGCUCAUGUUCAGACACAGCACUUCUUUCUUUUGAAAGAGUUCACACUAGCAGCAUAGCCAACAGCCCUAGUAGUCUGGUUUCUCUCUGAUCUACUACCCCAUACUUCAGAAUGAAUUAGAAAUGAGACAUUUAUAAGGGGUGUGUAUCCUAGACUGGAGUUUUUACUAUCAGAAUGCACAGUUACACUAUUUUGGGUUCAACAUAAAACAAUCUUUCACAUCUAAUACACCAUUUUAACGUCUGUUGGUCAGUAAUCUGCAGAACUGGGAAAGUACAAGGGCCAUAUCUCUUGUCACCACUGUUUACCAUGUGCCUGACAUAGUACCUACCAGCGUGGGCAUAGUUGCUAAUAAACAAAUAUUUUUGCA